UCUGCAGCAACGCCCAACCUUACUUAUUUGCUUGUUAGCCAUCUCUGAUCAUCACCACAACCUUUCUUUCAUUCAUCUUUCAAUCUCCAUGGAUAAAGAAAAGGAAUUAGCAGAAGAAGAAGCUUACAAGUUUCUCAAGAUUGUUCCCAACCCUGAUGGAUCACUCACCAGACAAAACCCUAUUCCCACUGUACCUUACACCCCAUCUGAAGACGAUCAGCUCGCCCUUUUCAAAGACGUUCCUCUCAACACCUCCACCGGCACCUUCAUCCGCCUCUUCCGGCCGCCGCCGCCUGCGGCGGCGUCCACCGCCAAGCUUCCUCUCAUCAUAUACUUUCACGGCGGCGGAUUCAUACUGUUCAGUGUGAGUUCCGUCAUUUUUCACGACUCCAGAAUCCGAUUGGCGGCUGAGGUUCCCGCCGUGAUCGCGUCGGUGGAGUACCGCCUGGCGCCGGAGCACCGCCUCCCGGCCGCCUAUGACGACGCCAUGGACGCCGUCAUGUGGGCCUGCGACCAGGCGUUGGGCGCGGAAAAUGGGAGCUGCGAUCCGUGGCUGAAGGAUCGAGUCGACUUCUCUAGAACAUUCCUGAUGGGCAGUAGCGCCGGCGGGAACAUCGUCGCCCACGCGGCUCUGCGCGCGUCUGACCACGAUCUCUCGCCGCUGAACAUCGAAGGGCUGAUUCUGAAUCAGCCCUACUUCGGUGGGGUCCAGCGGACAGAAUCUGAGCUACGACUGGUCAACGACAAGAUCGUGCCGUUACAUGCUAACGAUCUCAUGUGGUCGUUGGCAUUGCCUAAGGGUGCAAACCGCGACCACGAGUAUUCUAAUCCGUUGAUCGCUGGGUCCCCGCUGAUCGAGAAGAUCGGACGGCUGCCAAGGAGUUUAGUGAGAGGGUACGCGGGGGACCCACUGGUGGACAGGCAGAAGGAAUUUGCCCGGUGUUUGGAGGAGCAUGGUGUUAAGGUGGUGCCGCAAUUUCUGGACACAGGGCAUCAUGCUAUCGAGAUAUUUGAUCCCCAGAGUGCUGAAGCUUUGUAUGUUGCCGUCAAGAAUUUCAUUCACUGCUCUGAGAUUGAAGGCAUUGGUAAUGGGGGGACUAAAUCAGCAAUUUGAAUUUGUUUGAAUUGGAGCAAUCUAUAUAUUGCCUUCACUGAAUUACCAAAAAUUAUUGUAUCCAAUAAAUGAAUAAAUAAAUAUUAAUUUUCAAUACUUUUACUAAA
Messenger RNA from Ipomoea triloba (trilobed morning glory), 1221 nucleotides. RefSeq names its product probable carboxylesterase 8. The transcript has a single exon. Gene Ontology annotation, molecular function: hydrolase activity. NCBI's taxonomy places the organism in Eukaryota, Viridiplantae, Streptophyta, Magnoliopsida, Solanales, Convolvulaceae. Bases 89 to 1114 code for a protein of 341 amino acids. The record is from RefSeq and is a predicted model, not a curated record.